GAGCCGGGCCCGGUGAUGCCGGCGCCAACGUCACAGGGCCGCGCUGGGGACUUUGGGCCGGUCCAGUGGCAGCGCGACAGAGAAAACAGGCACUGACACAACCGCCCGGUUUACCCAUGCUCCUUAACUUCAGGGUUUCUCGGGUCCUCUACGAGCUGAUUUGCCUGCGGUCGGGGCUGGGGGCGGGGCGCGGGGCUUGAAAACAGUGCGACCGUAUUUUCUUUGCGUCGGGGCAGAUCGAAGCGCAGAGUGAGUCUUUAUUUAAAAAAAAAAAAAAAAAAAAGGAAACUUGUCGUCUGCGGAGUGGCUGGCAACACCUUUGUGGUUGAGUUUUACCGUCCCCGAGCGGGAAGCCCUGGCUCACCGACCCGUGCGUCUCGGGUCCAGCUCCGCCUGGCCGCGGGUGAGGGGACACCUGCCGACGCUGGACACGCGGACGUUACUUUGUAUUCCAGAAGGGGGAAAGAAAGAAAAAAGAAAAAACAAACCCAAAACGUCCUCAUCAGCUUCCAAGGUAUCUUUCAGAUGAAGGCAUUGAAGCUUGCACAAGUUCUCCUGACAAAGUCAAUAUAAAUGACAUCAUCCUGAUUGCUCUCAAUACUUAAGAACAAUUGGCAAGAAAUUCCUCCCCAGUGACAUCAAUGGUGGAAAGGUAGAAAAGCUUGAAGGUCCAUGUGUUUUGCAAAUUCAGAAAAUUCGCAAUGUUGCUGCACCAAAGGACAAUGAAGAAUCUCAGGCUGCACCGAGAAUGCUGCGUUUGCAGAUGACUGAUGGGCACAUAAGUUGCACAGCUGUGGAAUUUAGUUAUAUGUCAAAAAUAAGCCUGAACACACCACCUGGAACUAAAGUGAAGCUCUCGGGCAUUGUGGAUAUAAAAAAUGGAUUCCUGCUCUUGAAUGACUCUAACACCACAGUUCUUGGCGGUGAAGUAGAACAUCUUAUUGAGAAAUGGGAGUUACAGAGAAGCUUGUCAAAACACAAUAGAAGUAAUAUUGGAACUGAAGGUGGACCACCUCCUUUUGUGCCUUUUGGACAGAAGUGCAUAUCCCACGUCCAAGUGGAUAGUAGAGAACUUGACCGAAGAAAGACAUUGCAAGUUACGAUGCCUGCCAAACAAACAAAUGAUAAUGAUGAAUUUGAAAAGCAAAGGACUGCUGCUAUUGCGGAAGUUGCAAAGAGCAAAGAAACCAAGACAUUUGGAGGAGGUGGUGGUGGUGCUAGAAGUAAUCUCAACAUGAGUGCUGCUGGUAACCGAAAUAGAGAAAUUUUACAAAAAGAAAAGUCAGCCAAAUCUGAGGGGAAACACGAAGGUGUCUAUAGAGAACUGGUUGAUGAGAAGGCUCUGAAACACAUAACAGAAAUGGGCUUCAGUAAAGAAGCAUCCAGGCAAGCUCUAAUGGAUAAUGGCAACAACUUAGAAGCAGCACUGAAUGUACUUCUUAACAGCAAUAAACACAAACCUGUUACAGGACCACCUCUGAGAGGUAAAGGAAAAGGCAGGGGGAGAAUAAGAUCUGAAGAAGAGGAGGAACUGGGAAAUGCAAGGCCAUCAGCACCAAGCACAUUAUUUGAUUUCUUGGAGUCUAAAAUGGGGACAUUGAGUGUGGAAGAACCUAAAUCACAGCCACAGCAGCUUCAUCAGGGACAACACAGAUUGUCAAAUACUGAGCAAAAUGGAGUAAAAGAUAACAAUCAACCAAGACAUCUUCCUCGAAAUGAUACCAGACAGCCAAGAAAUGAGAAACCUCCUCGUUUUCAAAGAGACACCCAAAAUUCAAAGUCAGUUUUAGAAGGCAGUGGAUUACCUAGAAACAGAGGUUCCGAAAGACCCAGUACUUCUUCAGGGUCUGAAGCAUGGGCUGAAGAGAGAAUCAAGUGUGAUAGACCCUACUCUAGAUACGACAGAACUAAAGAGCCUUCAUACCCUUUCAGUUCUCAGCACGACGGUGCUUUUAAAAAAAGGGAUAACUCUAUGCAAAGCAGAUCAGGCAAAGGUCCAUCCUAUGCAGAGGCAAAGGAAAAUCCACUUGCUCAAGAAUCCACUGAUUAUAAUAACCAGAAACGUGGGAAAAGAGAAAACCAAACAGCAAAUCCUGAUCAUUUUUAUGACAGGAAACCACGAACAAGUAACGAAACUUUCAGUGGUGUAAAAAUUGAAAAACAUUUUAAUGUAAAUACCGAUUUCCAGAAUCCUGUCCGAACUAAUAGUUUCCUUGGUGUUCCAAAUGGAGAGACAGACAUGCCACUGAGGGGCAGGCGAGUGGGACCGAUUAAGCCGGCAGGACCCAUCACAGCUACACCUUAUGAUGAUAAAGUAUUUUACAACAGUGGGCCCAAAAGAAGAUCUGGGCCCAUUAAACCAGAAAAAGUACUAGAAUCAUCUAUUCCUAUGGAGUAUGCAAAAUUGUGGAAACCUGGAGAUGAAUGUUUUGCACUUUAUUGGGAAGACAACAAGGUAUGCAUGCUGUCAAGCUAUCAUAUACUAAUAUUACUGAAUGUCGCAUUCUAGCAAGGACAUAGAAGG
Canis lupus familiaris (dog) is the source of this 2524-nucleotide messenger RNA. RefSeq names its product tudor domain containing 3 (gene TDRD3). The transcript has 11 exons. Lineage: Eukaryota; Metazoa; Chordata; Mammalia; Carnivora; Canidae. The record is from RefSeq and is a predicted model, not a curated record. The coding region runs from base 749 to 2509 and encodes 586 amino acids. Gene Ontology annotation, cellular component: nucleus. Gene Ontology annotation, molecular function: protein binding.